GGGUGUGACUCCGCCUAUUGAUCAAAGACCAUCCUCCUCCCUUUUGUCUUUUCUUCAGUUUGUUAACUUCUCUAAAAGCCGCGUGGACCUCGGGCGAGUCGCUCCAACCCCUUUUUUUUUUGGCAGACCUUCAGCACAUUUAGUGGGAUUUUUUUUUGGCACAUCUGAUCUGACCGAGACCACUAAACAAGCAGAGGAGCGACUUUACCCCCCAACACACUUUUAUUUUUCUUAGAAGUUGUGUUUCAUGGAGCACUUGUGGAAAUCAUUUAUUGCCACCACAGCAGCGAGGUCUGGAGCCCAGUCAUUGCAUCAUCAUAACAAAGUUACUACAUGAUGAGCAGCCAGUCGAUGCAGACCCUCAUUGACCCAGUGUUUCGGAACAAGAUGCCAUUACACGAUGGGACCAUAGCAUCCACAGGACUGUCAAAACCACAAAAUAUGUCAGAUUUCCUGGGUAAGCAGACGCUGCAGUACAGUGGGGCCUACUUUACUUAUGACCCCAGAGGAAAGGAGGGGGCACGACUCACUCCUCCUUGGAGCAACUCAAAAACCUCUCUGCUGGAUGGCAGAAGUCCUGUGAGUCACCUAUCUGGCAUGGAGGGACAAAACCACAUAAUCUACAGGCAAGACAGCAACUCUUCAGAAGAAGGACAUUCUCAUUCUUCCUCUCUGCAUCACGCCCCAGUCAAACAGGGCUUCACAUUGUAUACUAAAAGUCCUAUGAGCAGCGGUCCUACAGCUGCUACAUCAGUGGCUGUUAGAAAACAAAAGACUGGAGGUGACAAUUCAUCUCCCCCAUCUGAAAACUCGGUUUACUUAGCAAUUCCUAAGCCAGUUUAUGGACACAACCCCUGCUGUAAUGAACUGGGUUGUGUGAUAGGACAGCGAUACAGUGUGGAACAUGGCUCUCCGAGGAUACAAAACACUGUAUAUGAGCAUGAUUGGAUGCAAUCUGAUGCUCACUACACUGAAAGAUCGCCCAUCCAGAGGAAAGCACAAGACUCACUGCUGCAACAGAGAAGUUUACAGUUUGAGCCCAGGGCAGAAACACUGAAGAGAAUACCUGUAGAUACAUACAGCCCAGGUAGGGCAAGGACUUUUCCUGCUAUGAUUGAGCCAAACUACAGCAGUUACCCCUGCACCCUGACUCGUUCAAUGUUUGGCUCUUUAAGUGAGCAGAGCCAGCAUUUACAGACUUCCCCCAGAGGCUACCCUAGCUUAUACCCCUCCCAUCCUACAUAUGAGCAUAUGACCUCAGAGGUUUAUCAAGAACAUUCUCCCAUGUCCAAAUAUGGCCAUCUAACACAGCACCCAAUGUUUUACUACCCCCAGGCAAAUGUGGAGGUAGAAAACGGGACACACUGCAAAGAUAUUGGCAGUAAGCAGAGAGAAGAUGUCCCUGUUAUUCUUAAACACACAAUCUCCAACCCCCGGGAGCAUUACAUACUGCCUCAGUCGCUUCAUGGUGAAAUUCCUUUGCCAAGCACCGAAACGUUGCCAAAUCAUUCCUUUAUGCAGGGUUUUGACUAUCCAUAUUAUGCUGUUCCUAGAUUUCAUUUAAAUGCAACCCAAAUCAGAUCCCCCCUAAAAAGGCAACAUGCAUCGCCUAGCUUGCAUGCAAAUCGCAUAAAUGCUUCCCCAUCCAGCCAAUACAUGGAUCACCCCAUGGCCUCUGCAACCAACCUACACAAGGACAAACCCAAAGCCAGGCUGCACUUGGAACAAUCGCACGCAAACUCGCCAUUCCUACGUAUGGAUCAAACCAGUCCUACCAGACGUAUGAGCCAACUUGGUGUCUCACCGUCCAGCAUACAAAUUAACAGGUUUUUUCAUCCACUCACUAGCCUGCACAUAGAGCGACCCAUCCCCCCACCAACUGGCUUGAACAUGGACAGACUCCAGGACUAUUCCUCCUGUGAAGCCCAGGUUAGAUGCCCGAAACAGCCAAAAGGCCUUCCGGUCUCCCCAGCGGCAUGGCUUUCCCGGUCACCCCAUUGCAACUCAGAUCAAAUUCACACAGCUAUACCCAAUAGUCCAAAUGUCAGAAAAAUAAUUUAUUCUCCUGCUGUUGCACCAGGAAAUAAACACAAUGGCCACGUGUCCAGUUCAGGCAGCACUGUUCUUAAAGGGUGCCUAAAGAGAAGUUUUUCUCACUCAUCUUCACCCAUCAAAAUAAAAGAAGAGGGAAGGGAUUUAUGUGAAGUAGAACUCGUUAAGAAACGACAAAAGGUGGAAAUGGAGAAUGAACAAGAAGGAAAUAAAACGGACUCUCCCCCUAUGCCAGUUAUUGACAAUGUCUUCAGUCUGGCACCUUACCAAGCAUACCUGCAGGCCUCUGGAGUGUUAUUUCCAGGCAGACUACCUCAGAGACUUGUCCAGUUGUCUGAGCACCGUGAAGUCAAACACAAGCCAAACAUCAAAGAGAAAAGGCCAGAUGGAGAUGAACAGCAGCCUGUUGUCCAUCUAGUUUCAGAAGAAAUUUGUGCAAAUACCCCAACAAGGAAGCCUGUUGUAGAAAUCUUUGAACCGAAAAUGAUUAAAGUGGAAAAAGUAAAUACAUCAGACACAGACAACUCUGUAGAGACCCCUGUCAGUCAAAUGAACUUCAGCAAAGUACCAAACAAAAAAGAGCCGGAAGUGACCGAUUCGUCCAACAGUGGACACCUUUUGGUGAUAAAGAAAUGUGAACCUGAUGAACUUGAAAGUAAACCCUCAUUAUCAGAUAAAAAUGAGACUUCGGAUGAGACCAAACCCAGUGACGUGACUGCACAGAUGAACUCAUCUCCUCGGGGUGAUACACCAGCAUUGCACGAACAGGUAGUCACCCUUCAACCCAAAUCCAUCACCCCACCUCAACCACCUGAGCGCAAACUAAAUUUCAAAAACAUUCCUCCUCAGUGUCUGAAACUUUCCACCUACAAACUAGUUCUCUGUAAUAUGAAGCAUUCUGUCCAGGGUCCACCCCCAGAGAAACCACCUGUACAGCCAAUAACUGAAUAUAUACCAAAUCCAGAGCUCCAAAUGCCAGUCCGCAAGCAUUUCUUUGAGUUGCACCAUUCCUUCUACAAUCUAGUAUCCAAAUCUGUGUUGGCCUCGUCAGAGCAGGAGCUCAGAACCUGGUUGUCUCAGUUGGAGAUGACUGAACCAACUUCUCCUUCAACCAAAGUCCAGAAAGUUUCCUCUUUGUUCGGGGUGAAAGCCAGAGAGAUGUGGCUCAAUGAGGAGAUAAAGUCGGCACUCCAUAAGCUCCUCGAGAGGUUAAGAGAGUACACUGCCCAGGAACGCUGCCCAUUUCCACAUGUCAUGCGGGCAGGUGCAGUGUUCCUCCCCAUGCUGGUAGUGAAGGAGCUGUUGUUUCCGACGGUCCAGGGUCACUUCAUCGACCAGGUCCUGCAGGAGCACAGAGUGGAGCUGCGGCCCACCACGCUGUCCGAAGAAAAGAUCCUCAUUCAGCUUCAUAAACGAGCCUGUUCCUCCAGGCUCAGGAGACUAAUGUCCCUCAAACACCUGCCCAACAUCUACGCUGACGUGGUCAACCUUUUGUAUUACACCUGUGUCUGCAAACAUCUGGGAUUAGAUAUGGAUGACUCUGCUAGCAGAGAAAAAGAUGAGGGUUGCAAGACUCCUGUAUUUUAUGACAUCACUGCCUCACCAGCCUCACCUGCAGAGUCACACCCACCGAGUCAUCCGACGGACCAGGAAGAGGUCAGAUCUAAUUUGAACAGGAACAGAACAAAAAGCAGAGUGAAGAGCAGUUCAAGGCGUAUGUUUCUUGACAGUAGUUUGUCAGAUAAGGAAGAGGCAGAUUACACUGUAAGCAGAGGUGUGCCGAAUGCAUUUAGUAAUGUAAAUUGGAGUGGCCAUCAGUCUGAGGGAACUGAGAAUAGAGGAAGUGACCGUACGGAUGCAGAGCAGGAUUCUUCACCCGCAGCUUCUGAGAAUUCAUGGACAUGUCCUUUAACCUUGGAUGAGCUUACUCCCUCUCCCAGUGACCCAGAAACAGAGGAAUCCUCCAGUCCGCAGCCUGCUAGUCAAACUUCAGGACCUGCAAAAUCUCUGGUUAGAUCCAAAAAUUGUUCAGGUAUGAUUCUUAAACUGAGAAGGAUGUUCAGCGAGGGUCUAAACAGAAAAAAGGCCCACUACCAAGCAAUCUUGGACUCCGGGACAUUUGCUGAUCCUUCCCUCUCGCAGACUGAUGAUGGGAAAAGAGAAGUGACCAAUGAGAUGGAGCUUCACAGGAGGACGGCCAAAGUAACCCACAGGUGGCAGAGAACAGGAAGCUUCUCUCACGACUUAAGACCCCUUAGCAGCUCUUCUAAAAGAAAACGCAGGUCACUCUUUAAGAUCAAGUACUGUCCCUACUUGUCCGCCUGCCACAGUGCUGAGCGCAGGAGUCGCUGGGUCCUGCGUUCGGCUGUUCACAGGGCUCAGAGGGCCAUGAGGUUUUACUACCCGGACCUGGUGGGGAAGAGGAUUCGCCAUCUGUACGAAGAAGAUGACAAAUCAGAAGUGUGGUACAGAGGGGAAGUGCUGUGUAUCCAUGAGGCCAACGCCAACCCUCUAAAGACUAUAUUUGAGGUCAGGUAUGACAGCGAGCCAGAGUGGAAGUACUACCUGGAGCUGCUGAUAGACUAUAAAAAAGGCUGGCUCAAGAUUGAAGACUAGUUUCCCCACACAAAUGUGCCAAUUUUGGUUUUUGGUCACAUCACUGAGUGCAAUUACAGUUUAUCAGUUCCUCCUACUGUUUUCUUGUACUUGUUAACAGGCUGAUGAGCCUCAAAUAUCUGUCUCGUCUUCCUCAGGAAUGUAGCCAGACUGGAUCUUUUUUUGUAAGUUCAGGUAAACAUUCCUUGUCACUUGAAAGCUACAGGGCGCAUUUCUUUAGGGACAGUGUGCAGCGCCCUGUAGUGUACAGUUUUAAGCUCUUAUCAUCUUUCACACUAUGCUAUAAGUGGCGUUUCUGCUUUACUCACAAGUUAGAUUGUGGUAAAGGUGAAAAACUCCACGACCAUGCUUAAUUUUUUUUUUUUACAAAUAUGCAAAAAGUCCCUUCGGUUUGUCCAACUUUUAAUUGCAAUUAACUAUGAAGUUAGGCAUUUUUUUUCUACUUAUGUCAGAAUUAUCCACUUUUCUGGUUUAAAAAAGAAAAAAAAAGUUCAUUCUGAGUGAAGUUAGUGACUGGUAGAUGUUUUUACUUUUCUUUUUUGAUAGUAAUAAAUAACAAACUGGAAAAUGACAUGGACAUAUUUAACUGUCAAACAGUGCCAGCCACAUGUAUAUAGUUUUACAGAGUGCCAGUUGUGUAUGUCUUUAUAAAGUGAUUUUUACCCUGAUGAUUGUGGUUGGUGUGUGUUUUAUUGUGUAACUGAAGCUGGACAGGCAUUCAUGUAGUUCUGUACUAAGCUGCUCAAGAGGUCUUUUAACGACAGUUUUACAUGUCCCCAUGUCAGUGUUUUUAAUCCCUGUAACCUUAAGACUUUAACCUCAAAUUGUACCAUUGCCAUAGACCUCUGCAGAUUGAAUUGUUAAAGCAUUAUUCACUCAUCUUAAAUACAUGUUUGUAAUGAUUCCAUGUUUUAUGCCACACUGUUGAAAUGUAUUUUCUCCCAAAAUACAAGAUUUUUGACUCAUA
Messenger RNA from Dicentrarchus labrax (European seabass), 5635 nucleotides. It is a transcript of the gene prmt2ip, whose product is annotated as chromosome unknown C15orf39 homolog. The transcript has 3 exons. The record is from RefSeq and is a predicted model, not a curated record. NCBI's taxonomy places the organism in Eukaryota, Metazoa, Chordata, Actinopteri, Moronidae. Bases 334 to 4668 code for a protein of 1444 amino acids.